AUGGCAAGCAAGUACUUCUACUUUGACCACGACUGUUAUGGAGUGGGAUUUUAUGAGGAAGAAAUAGUGACCGAAUCUAAGCGGAGGGCGGCUACAGCAGCGCCCUGUAGCCGCUUUGAAAGAGGUGUUCGAGCACUGCAUGAGCUAGGCCAUGGUGACCACAUGAGCUAUAAAUACAAUCAUUACUACAACUACAACCACGAAAAAAAGAAGAAAAUGCAAACCAACCGCUGUGAGCAUAGACGGGGAAAGCUAGAGGCGCCUGGGAAAGCAGCUGGAGUAGUUUCUCAUCGCUCCAAUAAGAGGCCACAAAAACACAAGUUCACCAGUGGGCAACUGCAUGAACUGGACAGGGUUUUCCAAGAAACCCAGUAUCCUAGUGCACAUCAAAGAAAAGCACUUGCAGAACUCAUUCAUGUGGAUGAAAGCAAGGUGAAGGAUUGGUUUAAAAAUAACAGAGUUAAAUACAGGAAAAAACAGAUGGAGUUACUACACAGCAAUAGCACAUCUGGUAUUCUGAACAACUUUUCCCCUGAGAUGAAUGAAGAUCAGAAGAGUGCUUGUGUUCCUGAGGAGCCAGUAGGGUUCAUCUUGUGCCAGCAACAUCUUGGCCAAUCCUGCUGGUCAUGA
Messenger RNA from Psammomys obesus (fat sand rat), 630 nucleotides. RefSeq names its product paired mesoderm homeobox protein 2-like. The record is from RefSeq and is a predicted model, not a curated record. Gene Ontology annotation, molecular function: DNA binding. Lineage: Eukaryota; Metazoa; Chordata; Mammalia; Rodentia; Muridae. The coding region runs from base 1 to 630 and encodes 209 amino acids. The transcript has 3 exons.